GUUAUAGUUCACGGUCCUGCUAUAACAAUGCCAGAAGAAGAGCAGCAGGAGAUACAACAAAUCGAAGAAAUAAAAGUCAUUCAAGUUGAAAAUAAACAGCAGGAAACCAAAUCAGAAGAAGGAAUGCAACAACAAGAAGAAGUACAACAGGAACAGGUUCAACAACAGGUGAUUCUUACACGUCAGGAGAAUGUUAUAGAAGAGGACGAAAAUAUUGAAAGACCCGGUGGACUUUACAUCAGACUCGUGCUGAGACAAGAAGGUCGUCCAGAUCUUGUUUGGCUUUACAAAACACACAAGUUUUAGUUUCUUUUAAAUUAGAUAAAAUUUUUUCU
Chelonus insularis is the source of this 335-nucleotide messenger RNA. RefSeq names its product protein elav-like. The record is from RefSeq and is a predicted model, not a curated record. NCBI's taxonomy places the organism in Eukaryota, Metazoa, Arthropoda, Insecta, Hymenoptera, Braconidae. The transcript has a single exon. The coding region runs from base 28 to 306 and encodes 92 amino acids.